AUUCACAAUGGACAAAGGCGAACAAAGGCGCAGAUGGAAGUACUGGUGGAUUGCUCUACGUUUCUCUUUGCUGUUUUGCAUCGGGGAGCAGGUUUUGGCUCAGAUAAGGUACUCUAUUCCGGAAGAGGUAAAAGAGGGAUCCGUAGUGGGCAACAUUGCUAAGGAUUUGGGUCUUGAUAUCAAUACUUUGGUGGACAGACGGUUCCGUAUCGUAUCUGGAUCUACUGACGCUCUAUUUCAGGUAAACCAGAACAAUGGCGUGCUGUCUGUUCUUAAGAAAAUCGACAGAGAGGCGAUAUGUGAAGGCAGUGCUGUGUGCACUGUAAAUUUAAAAAUUGCUGUGGAAAAUCCGCUUGAAAUUCAUUAUGUCGUUGUAGAAAUUGCUGAUGUUAAUGAUCAUAGCCCCCGCUUCCCAGAAAAAGAGCAGCAUUUCGAAAUUGCUGAAAACACUCUUGCUGGGGCGCGCUUCGAGCUCCAAAGUGCACGCGAUCCAGAUGUGGGAAGUAAUUCAAUUCGCCUCUACAAACUAGCAAAAAAUAACUACUUCGAAUUAGAAAUGAGGGAUAACGAGGAAGAGGAAAAAACUCCAGUCCUGGUUUUGCAUAAGUCUUUAGAUAGAGAACAAAACGCAAAGCAUAAUUUAGUUUUGACUGCAGUAGAUGGUGGAAGUCCUCCCAAAUCUGGCACAUUAAACAUCACUGUCACCGUUCUCGAUAGUAAUGAUAAUCGUCCUGUAUGUAGUAGAGAUGUGUAUUAUGUGACGCUGGGAGAAAAUACUCCUGUAGGCACUUCUGUUGUCCGAAUCAAUGCAGCGGAUUCAGAUGAGGGUUUAAAUGGGGAUGUAGUGUACACGCUUGGCAAAACUAUUCGACGCAAAGUGCAUGACACAUUUAACCUGGACAGCAUCACCGGUGAAAUACAAAUUAAAAAGCCUGUGGACUUUGAGGAAAAUGAAAUAUAUAGACUAAACAUUCAGGCCUCUGACAAAGGCCAGCCUCCAAUGACAACUGACUGCAGAGUAAUUAUAAAGAUUACAGAUGAAAAUGAUAAUUAUCCAGAGAUAGACGUGACAUCACUAUUUAAUGUUGUACCUGAGGAUUCAAAACCAGGUACUGUGAUUUCUUUAAUUAGCGUCACAGAUAAAGACACGGGGGUAAAUGGUAAGGUUAUUUGUAGUAUCUCUGAUAGUGUACCAUUUGAGCUGAAACCAUCAGUUCAGGAUAAUAUGUACUCUUUAGUUACUAAAGAGCGUUUGGACAGAGAACUUGUCCAGAGUUAUGAAAUCAAGAUUAAAGCCACUGAUUUAGGUCAGCCUCCACUAUCGACAUUUAAAACCUUAAACGUGCAGGUGUCGGACGUUAAUGAUAACAGCCCGGAAUUUAAACAAAAUCCUCAUGAACUUUACUUGAUGGAAAAUAACGUUCCUGGGGCCUCAAUAUUCUCAGUGAGCGCUUCUGACAGAGACCUGAACGAAAAUGCUGCCAUUUCCUAUCAGAUUAUAAGAAGUGAUGGCACAAACAAUGACAUGGGAACUUUUUUGAAUGUCAACUCCGAAACAGGCGUUAUAAGCGCACUAAGGAGCUUUGAUUUUGAAACAGUCAAAACGUUCCAGUUCCACGUGCUCGCUACUGAUUCUGGAACUCCACCACUGAGCAGCAACGUCACAGUGAACGUGUUCAUUCUGGAUCGGAACGACAACGUUCCAGUGAUCUUAUAUCCAGUCAGCUCUAACGGAUCUGCUGAAGGUGUGGAGGAGAUUCCCCGCAAUGUGAACGCAGGACAUUUGGUGACUAAAGUGAGAGCCUAUGACGCAGAUAUAGGAUACAACGGCUGGUUGUUAUUUUCCCUGCAGGAAGUGAGUGACCACAGUCUGUUUGGUUUGGACCGCUAUACAGGACAGAUAAGGACCCUUCGCUCAUUCACAGAAACAGACGAGGCUCAGCAUAAACUGGUCAUACUGGUAAAAGACAAUGGCAACGUUUCACUUUCAGCAACAGCGACUGUGAUUAUCAAAGUUGUGGAACCCAAAGAGGCUUUUGCAGCUUCUGAUGUUAAGAACGCAGUAAAAGACGAGGAGGACAAUGACGUCACAUUUUAUCUGAUCAUCACUCUGGGCUCAGUUUCAGUGCUUUUUCUGAUCAGUAUCAUUGUGCUGAUUGUAAUGCAGUGCUCCAAAUCUACAGACUGUUCCUCCAAGUACUUACAAGAUACAAAUUAUGACGGGACACUGUGUCACAGCAUCCAGUACAGAUCAGGAGAUAAACGGUACAUGUUAGUUGGACCCAGAAUGAGUAUCGGUUCUACUAUAGUCCCGGGCAGUAAUGGGAAUACUCUAGUGGUACCAGAUCGUAGGAGGAGAACCUCUGGAGAGGUAAGCUUUAAAUUAUAUCACAUUAACUAUACAAUUUUUUUAAGCUUGUACAUGCGCUUUGAAUCAUUUCUUCUGCAUUCAUUUUUUUUUUUGGAAUUUCAUUGAAGAAAUGUUGCACGCUUUCAACAU
This is a messenger RNA of Colossoma macropomum (tambaqui), 2500 nucleotides long. RefSeq names its product protocadherin beta-15-like. The record is from RefSeq and is a predicted model, not a curated record. NCBI's taxonomy places the organism in Eukaryota, Metazoa, Chordata, Actinopteri, Characiformes, Serrasalmidae. Gene Ontology annotation, biological process: homophilic cell-cell adhesion. The coding region runs from base 8 to 2476 and encodes 822 amino acids. Gene Ontology annotation, molecular function: calcium ion binding. The transcript has a single exon. Gene Ontology annotation, cellular component: plasma membrane.